This is a messenger RNA of Neocloeon triangulifer, 826 nucleotides long. RefSeq lists its product as uncharacterized. The record is from RefSeq and is a predicted model, not a curated record. Bases 78 to 560 code for a protein of 160 amino acids. The transcript has 3 exons. Lineage: Eukaryota; Metazoa; Arthropoda; Insecta; Ephemeroptera; Baetidae.
CUGACGGAGGGGGCGUCUCUUGCCAAAAUGGGUCUCGAGCAAUCCAUCUGACGAAAGAAACUGGUCCUGAAAAGAAGAUGCUACUCAUCUGCCUACUUGUGUACCUGUUCAACUUACACGCCACCUCAGGUCAAUUGCUGGGCAGAGAGCACAAGACGUACGCCGCCUCCGAAAGGGCGAACAACCUGACCUGCUUCAGCUGUGGCACCAUGGAGGAUGGUGAAAAUUGUGCCAAUCUGCCGCCCAACUCUUCGUACGUCUCGCAAAACUUUGUGCGAAAGUGUCCCGACGAGAUGCGAAUUUGCAUUGUGAAGCGAAUUUCGUACACAACAAGCACGGAAAACUCGAUCGCGGACCCAAAAAUGUGGUCGUUGGAGCGCAACUGCUCGAGCCGCUGCGAGCCGGGUUGCAUCGUGAUAGGCGAGCGCACCAAGUUGUACGCGUGCACCCAUUGUUGCGACACGCCCAUGUGCAACGUCGGCAAGGCCACGGCCUGUCGGCGGCCGGCGGCCAACCUGCUGCUGCUCAUGCUGGCCGCCCUGUCUCGCCUCCCCGUCUAAACUGCAAAAGUGAGCCAGAGAAAUGAAAAAGAUAAAAAAAAACUGCGCACAGAAAAAUAUGAAACGACCGACAGUGUUUCGACCUCGACUUCAAAAAGUCCCCCCGUCAAAAAUCCCCACACAAUCAAAAGCAGUUCAACGUUUAUAUUUGUAUAUUUGUCCGACGAAAUCGACUUUUGUUAAAAUGGAAAUUAUUGAAAUGGAAUUUAAUAAAUCCGAAUUAUUAUGUGAAUUAAAAUAUAAAUAUCACCUGUUAGUAUUCGACA